UUAAUAAAAGGAAUCGAUUUCCCAUCCAUCCGAGUCAAUUUAAUCAGAUAUAACAUUCUUUCUCAAGUGGGAAGAUCAUUAUUCUGGGCGAGGUCGGUGCGUUGAUUAUUUAUUCAGGCGUAACACUCCCGGUCGUCUAUUUCACAAGCUCACUCUGCUCGAUCGCCUCGCUCGCUCAUAUUUUAUCACUUUAGAUCUUUCUUUUUUAUCAAUUAUUUAUAGAUUUUUUGGUGUAAGGUCUAAUGGAAGACUUGGCGAAGCAGCAAUUAAGCCGAAUUUAAUGCUUCCUCGAAACUCUAUUUGAGUGUUUUGUGGAGCUUGACUAUGGCCAUGUGCUGGAGCAAACAAUCCCUAUAAAUCCUGCUCUUUGUUUCGUCUUCUUCUUCAUCCCCCUUCAAGAAAUUGUUGCGCAGAGAUGGGCAGCGAGGAUGACCGCGCCAGAUUGAAGCCAUGCCACUCGCAGAGCGCGAUAUGCUCCAAGCUAAAGAUUCUGCUGCUGCUGCUGGUAACUAAUCUGCUUUCAAUUUUUCUCUUUGUCGGGAACUUCGAUUGGAUGGGGCCGGCGGUGCAUCUACGGGACUCCGGCAUUCUCCUCCGGGAGCUGAACGCCACCCAGCGCCAGCUGUCCGACAGCCAGUCUCAGGUGUCUCUGCUCAGCAGGCGGCUCGGGACCGCCAACUCUCUGCUCGAGACGCUUUUGAUGGAGAUCGGCAAGGUCCAACGGGAGGCGGGGUCGCCGGAAGGGGAGCUGGAAAAGUGGGCCAGCCAACUCACAGGCGAGCUCAAGCUCGUCGUUGGGUCGCACAAACUCCCCUUCGGGUACACCCCCAACAUCGGUUCCGAUGAGCUCUACCCGGUGCUCGGCAGCGCCUGUCGCCUGUACGAGGAGGAGCUGGCGGAGUACAUGAGCUACGAUGUGGGCGGCGAGUGCCCCUCCGACGAAGUGUUCUCGCAGCGGCUGAUGCUGAAGGGGUGCGAGCCCCUGCCGCGGCGGCGGUGCCACCCCAAGUCGCCGGCAGGGUACGUGGAACCUGCGCCGGUCCCGGAGAGCCUGUGGGCGAUUCCGGCGGACACGAGCAUCACGUGGGACGCGUACACCUGCAAGAACUACUCGUGCCUGGUGAACCGGGGGAAGGCGCAGGGGUCGUACGACUGCAAGGACUGCUUCGACCUGCAGGCGGGGCGGGAGAAGCACCGGUGGCUGCAGGGCAACGGGGAGCUGGACUACGCCAUCGACGAGGUUCUGGCGAUGAAGCCGGCGGGGACCAUCCGAGUGGGGCUGGACAUCGGCGGUGGGUCGGGGACGUUCGCGGCGCGGAUGUGGGAGCGGAACGUGACGGUGGUGACGAGCAGCAUGAACUUCGACGGCCCGUUCAACAACUUCAUCGCUUCCCGGGGGCUGGUGGCGAUAUACUUCAGCGUCGCGCACCGACUGCCGUUCUACGACAACACCCUCGACCUGGUGCACUCCAUGCACGUCCUCAGCAACUGGAUCCCCGACGCGAUCCUGGAAUUCGCGCUGUUCGACAUCUACCGGGUGCUGCGGCCAGGCGGCCUCUUCUGGCUCGACCAUUUCUUCUGCCUCGGCGAGCAGUUCAACGUCACCUACGUCCCCAUGUUCGAGCGCAUCGGGUUCUGGAAGCGACGGUGGAACGCCGGCCGGAAGCUGGACCGCGGCAUCGAGAUGAACGAGUGGUAUCUCUCCGCCCUCCUUGAGAAGCCCAUGACAUAGUUUUUUUUUUUUUUUUUUUACUUUUUAAUCUAUUGACCAAUUAAUUUCUGUAUUUCUAAGUGGGUACUUGAAAAAGGG
Molecule: messenger RNA, 1810 nt
Organism: Zingiber officinale
Lineage: Eukaryota; Viridiplantae; Streptophyta; Magnoliopsida; Zingiberales; Zingiberaceae
Product: probable methyltransferase At1g29790
Exons: 1
Coding region: 416-1732 (438 amino acids)
Molecular function (GO): S-adenosylmethionine-dependent methyltransferase activity
Source: RefSeq, a predicted model, not a curated record